AGUGCAUUUUUAAUUUCAAUUACAUUUCACUUAGAAUUUGCUUAUGCACAUGCAAAAUUAUAUAUAAUGAGACGAUUAAAUCAUACCAUUCGCGUGUAAUUAUUUUCCCUAUAUUAUUCGAUAGAGAACAAAAAUGGAGAUUAUGGAAGAUGGGAAUUUGGUCGAUCGUGUAAGGAUCUUAUUACAACGAGAUAUGCAAUAUUAUCAGGAAAUGCAAACUGUUUUGAGGGAACCGUUAUGCCUACGCAUCAGCGGCGGAAAACUCGAUUUUCCACGACAUGCUUCGUUCGCCGCGAUAAAGAUCGUCACAUGGUGGGAAGCGGAUUUUGUAGCCGCUUUUAAACGCGCUUCUGGUUUAAGCUCCUCCGAAAACGGAGGUGCGUCCAGCGUCGACAGCGAGGACAGUGUCAUUAAGCGGAUCCAGCCGUCCGAUUUUAUUCUGCUUGUUGUCGACACCGCUGAACAAUUGUUAGAACAUCUGCACAUGUUGAUUCAAGAAUCCUUGGAUCAUGCCGAUCUUACCGUGCUCACCGCCACUUUGGGCGCAGCAGCACUGAUACGAAAUUGCUUAUGGUGUUACAAUCAGCAUGCCAAAGGAACGAUCUCUUCUCAAUCGAGUGAGAAAAUUAAUAAAUCUCACAAAGCAUUUCACGAGAUGGCCGAAGCCGUGGCAGAGAGGUUGCUCGAUCUGCACUGUAGAUUAAUUUCCUUGUACAUCCUUAACGAAGCGGACUCUCUCAGCUGGCACAGCAAUAAACCAUUCUUUGAAAGAGAACGAUGCUCCUACGUUAUUCAGAUGUGGUGGCUGUAUAUGCAAGGUACUAAGGCGGAUUUAUGGAACACAGUCUCGCCUAAGAUGGCACAGCGUGUAUUUUCAGAAAUGCUAAACGAGUCCCUAUCUAUCAUAGUAACGCGAUUCAUUCAUGGUCGACCGACAAUGGCGCGAUCCGAACAAUUUUGGUCGGACGCCUUUAAUGUGCUCUGCUGUACAGGAUAUCUAGCUUUAGGCGCAUGUGUCGAUGGCGACGGAAUGUUAGGUGCACGACCGAGUAAUUUACCAACAGCGAUAAGAGAUAUACAUACAAAAUGUAAUGAAUUAUUAAUCUGCUUGCUACUUAGAGGCACUCCUCUUAAAGAAUUGUAUCAGGUUUUCCGACACGGAUUAGAAAAUUUAGCGAUACUGCGACCGCGACACAGUCCGGCUCCAUGGCUAUUAAUAUGCGCUCCAAAUUUAUUAGGAUUAGACGUGACUGAUUCUCUAGCUGAUAUUACAACAUUAUCCGAGGACAGAACUGUUAUUCUUGAAUUGAAUGUCUUGAGGCAUCAGCCUCAACCUAGCUGGCCUCAACUGAUGAAAGUGAUAUCAAUGAAUGAUUACGUCGUGGGAAAGAUGCUGCUAAAGACUUUAAUACGUCAAAACGUGGGUUUUACGUCCGUGGACGAGUGCGACACACUUGAUAAAUCGAAGAAGGACAAAGAGAGUUGCGGUGGUUUUUUAUGUAAUGGAUCAGCGUGCGAUAAAUCGCUAAAAAUAACUUCGGCUUUAGCAUUAUACAGUUUAUCUCACGUAUUAGUGAUAACCGUUAACGAACCGGAAAGCGUAAUUAUACCCGCAUUGAAGCAGGAUCCGAACUGGUCCAAUUAUCUAGACAGACAGCAGGUCUGGAAUCAGUCGAGACCAUCCUGGCUUAACGCAUUAAUAAAACCUUUGAAGAUCAUGAUGCAACCGGUGGUCGAGGUGCUUCUGGAAGCUGCGAAAACAGGUGCCAGUAUAUAUCAAGCCAUGUCAUUGGCGAUUGGUUGCUUCACCGAGUUAUACGUAACGGCCUCGACCUCCGUUUUGCGCGCGGCCUUUGCGCUCAAUGAUAACAUUCCCGCUCAUUGUCGACCGAUCGGCGGUAACGUCUUGCUUCAAAUAUUGUGCGCAGCCCUAUACUCCGGUCUCCUGGACGUGUCCGCGAAGAGUGAAAGGAAAGAUAUCCAUGGUACACCGAGUUCCUCCGAGGACACGAACUGCGAGCUAAGCCCCUUCAAUCCUUACGAUAGGUCGACCGCCGCGACGGCGCUCGCCGAGGCGAUUUGCAGCAUCGACGAAGAUAACAAGCAUACGGCGCAAAUAGAUUCUUUCUUGCUUCUCGUAAAGGACAGCCUCGGAAGAGAAGAUCAAACUUCGAGGAAUGAUGAAUUACAGAACAUGACUUGCGUCAUUGAGACUUACACAGAUGAAUUGUUGUUCACGAAUACUGGACGACGAUCAUUAAAAAUUGUAUACGAAUAUCUAGUCCGGGCGUCUGACUGGGUGUUAAAUAAUCUACGUUGUGACGAGAAGAAUAGACAGACGGAUUUGAUAAAUCUGCCGGAAGGCUCGCCAAUCAUGAAACCUCUUACACAUACGAUGUUUCAUAUCGAGGACACAUGCUUUGAUCAGUUUCUGAUUAAUUACGAAGCAACGAAUUGGUCGAAGAUAUUAACGAUGCCUUUGUCGGUUACCUUGGAACGUGCACGAAGUCAAAUUCUCUUAAGACCAGAAUUGAAGAAUGUUGGAGAGCUCAGUUAUGAGGAUAAAGAAGUGGUGCAAUCUAUCAAAAGACUCUGCUCGUUGGUCAGGUCAGCACGUUUCAAAUAAGUGGUUUACAUACAUUUAACUUUAGUAAAAGCAAGAAAAUCAACGGCAAUUCAGUGAACAGAAAAUCAACAGCACUCGCAGACGACUGAUAAAGAGGCAAACUCGCUGGGCAUCUGAGAUAAACUGGCGUUUUCAGAACGCAGAAGGUUAUCCACUCCAUAGCGGUUCUGAUCAUGCGUGCUGGCAAAUACAUCGUCAAGGCUUACAUAAGAGCAACUCGUGAUUUUCAGUUUUAUCACACCGACAAAUAAACAUGUGUAUUUUACGCGGCAUUAUUAUCAUAAUUAAAUAAUGCGUUCCACUCGCUUGAGCGAUAAGCAAAUGUAUUGUACGUCAAUGAUCAACAAUUAAUUUUUAGAAAAUAAUUUUCACUAUAUUGUAAAUGAUAAUAAAGAAAAUAAAAGAUAAUAAAGAAUAUUUAAAAUUUUAA
This is a messenger RNA of Cataglyphis hispanica, 3056 nucleotides long. RefSeq lists its product as uncharacterized. Bases 134 to 2626 code for a protein of 830 amino acids. The transcript is spliced from 14 exons. The record is from RefSeq and is a predicted model, not a curated record. NCBI's taxonomy places the organism in Eukaryota, Metazoa, Arthropoda, Insecta, Hymenoptera, Formicidae.